AUGUCCGAGUUUCCGGUCACGAAUGGCACCGUGACCCUCUUGAAGCCGCCGGAUGGCUACGUGGUCGACUUCGACCACCCGCAGCAGCAGCUCGUGCUGGAACACUACUUGGUGUUCGGAAUCGGCGGUCCGAUCGCACUCAUCGCGUUGCUACAGAGACUCUACACAAAGAUAUGGCUGUCAAACGGCUUCCAGGUGGACGAUGCAUUUAUGUGUCUUUCUUGGAUGGCAUCUGUGACUAUUCAGGCGGCAUACGUCGGUUCGAUAGCUGCUGGCGGCAUGUGUGCUCACGCAUGGGAGAUGCAAUUAUCGCGCUUCCAAACAUACUUCGCGAUAACCUACGUCGCUGGCCCUCUAUUCGUGCUUUGUAAUGGAUUCGCCAAAUUGUCGCUUCUCGUACUCUACCUUCAACUUUCUCCGCAGAAAAAGUAUCGUGCUGCAGUCUGGGCCUCGAUAUUAUUCGUUGCCACCACCACGGCGGGUGUCGCAUUCGUCAUGAUCGUUCGGUGCCAACCCAUACGAAAGGGGUUUGAUAUCAAGAUAUCUGGGGGCACCUGUAUCGACGCCGAUCCGCUCUACAUGUCGAACUCCAUCGCAAAUAUUGUCACCGACAUUAUGCUGUUCGUUUUGCCGAUCCCGAUGAUAUGCAGUCUCCGGAUGGGAAUGGCCCAGAAGAUGGGGGCCAUGGGUAUGUUUGCAGUUGGAUCCAUGACGAUAUCGACUUCCAUCAUCAAAUUAGUGCUCCUGCCACAACUUCUCAGAAGCAGCGACCCGUCGUGGGAUAGUGCUCCCGCUAACGUUUGGAGCUUUGUCGAAACAAACCUCUUCAUCAUCUGCGGCUCCAUGCCGACGCUGAGAAAGUUCUUCCAGCACUUCACCCCUAGACUGUUACUGCGGAGCGACACUUCCUCCAUCUCUACCCGGAAACCGUACUUGAUUCACGGAAGUGGCAAUGGUGCCAGAAUCCCCUCCUCUUUCCCGGCAAAGACCGAUUAUUCCAAAGAGUCUGGUAUAGGCUCGUAUGAGCCACGGAUGAAAUACAACAUUCCAAAGCAGAGUUAUUAG
Colletotrichum siamense is the source of this 1065-nucleotide messenger RNA. Its product is annotated as Satratoxin biosynthesis SC1 cluster protein 4. The record is from RefSeq and is a predicted model, not a curated record. The transcript is spliced from 8 exons. Lineage: Eukaryota; Fungi; Ascomycota; Sordariomycetes; Glomerellales; Glomerellaceae. Bases 1 to 1065 code for a protein of 354 amino acids.